Xyrichtys novacula (pearly razorfish) is the source of this 366-nucleotide messenger RNA. Lineage: Eukaryota; Metazoa; Chordata; Actinopteri; Labriformes; Labridae. The record is from the annotation of a GenBank genome assembly.
AUGGUUUCAUGUUUGUCUUUUUCUUUCUCUUACAGAAGCUGCACCAUUUGUUUCUUUUGCGUCAGUCAGAAAGGAGCUCUUCUUUGGAUGAUUGCACGAAAUUUCAUGACACAUUAUCUCUCAGUUUUUAUCAAAACCUUCGAUGUUAACUUCAUUUUGGUCUUUGAGUGCAUACCAGGGGGAUUACCAAAGUCUACAGGGUGCAUCCUCCAGGGAACAGGACUAUCUGGAGAAAAUGCUCAGUUUAUUAUUUGUUGGAAAAUGUCAGUCCAGACAGAAAACAUGAUCUUCUAUCCUCAGAGUGACAAAGGCGUCUGUUUUCUUAUCAGUAAGAGCAGCCUGUCUCCAGAGGGCACUCUCUGGUAA